This is a messenger RNA of Opisthorchis viverrini, 4283 nucleotides long. RefSeq lists its product as hypothetical. Gene Ontology annotation, biological process: telomere maintenance via telomerase; double-strand break repair; chromosome organization involved in meiotic cell cycle. The record is from RefSeq and is a predicted model, not a curated record. Gene Ontology annotation, molecular function: single-stranded telomeric DNA binding; G-quadruplex DNA binding; ATP hydrolysis activity. Bases 77 to 4207 code for a protein of 1376 amino acids. The transcript is spliced from 35 exons. NCBI's taxonomy places the organism in Eukaryota, Metazoa, Platyhelminthes, Trematoda, Opisthorchiida, Opisthorchiidae. Gene Ontology annotation, cellular component: Mre11 complex; condensed nuclear chromosome; nucleus.
GAUACCACAUUGGUAGAGUAACCCAAGUUAAGUGAUUUAUGGUUUCCGGUUUUCAAUUCCAGGUUCUUCAGUAAUAAUGGCUCUAGUAGAAAGAAUGAGUAUCCUUGGGAUCCGUAGUUUUGGGCAUGAAACGCCCCAGAAGAUUGAGUUUUUCACCCCUGUAACUCUUAUCCUCGGUCCGAACGGGACGGGCAAGACUACUAUCAUCGAGUGCCUGAAGUACUCUACAACGGGAGAUCUUCCUCCGGGUUCAAAAACGGGUUGUUCGUUCAUCCACGAUCCACGGAUCGCCCGGGAAACGGAAGUGAAAGCCAAAGUCACUCUUCAAAUUAAGGAUGUUCGCGGUCAGCCAAUGAUUGUCUCCAGAGCGUUGGUCGCUACGCAACGAGAUAAGGCCAAGCAAGGCACUCUGAAAACACUUGAUGGGUCUAUCAAACGUCAGCUUCCUGACGGCAGCAUAACCAGUAUCAGUUCUAAGUGCGCGGAAAUUGAUCAAGAGAUGGUUACCAGUCUUGGUGUCUCCAAAGCCGUGCUGGAAAAUGUGAUAUUUUGUCACCAAGAGGAUUCUAACUGGCCACUUCAAGAGGCCAAGUCUGUAAAACAACGUUUUGACGACCUGUUCGCUUCUUCGCGCUAUGUGAAGGCUCUGGACGCCAUGCGAAAGUGCAAACAGGAAAAGGAUACUACGAUCAAAGUGUACAAAGCAGAGCUGAAACAUCUGAGCAAAAGUCGUGACGAAGCCGCAAAGAUUCGGUGUGAACGGGAAGAACUACAGCAUUCAAUAGAAAAACAAGAACAGUUACUUGCUAGCGUGACAGCAAAACUCAAUCCCAUCGUUGAACAACUUAAUUUGUACAAACAGAAGUACGCUGAACUUAUUCAACUGCAAGCUCAACUAAAAUCACAUGAAGCCGAGAAAGCUCAUUUGGAAGAGGCUAUUAGUAAUCUUCGAGCCAAUAUAAAAGAAGAAUUCGAUGGGAAUAAUGAAGAACUGUCUACUCUGGUAGAGGAUUCUGGGACGGAACUUGAGCGAAAACAGCUUAAUCUAUCCAGAUUGGAAGAGGCCGAACAGACGAAUCGGGUGAAAAUGCGUGAAUCGGAAGCUCAGCGGAACAAGGCGAUGGUGGAAAUUGCACAGUUGGAGCUGCAUGUGAAGAAUUUAUCGGAGACGAUAUCCAACCGAAACAGUUUACUGCGAUCCGCUGUAGAGCAAUGUGGUCUGGCAGAUGUCGCAUCGUUUCUGGAGUCUGAUAGCACAAUGACUGAAGAACAUGUCAUGUCUGUGACUUCUGAACUGCAACGGCACAUGGAUAGUACCAUGGAGGCGGAGUUACGUCUAAAGGAGCGAAUGCGAAAAUUUGAGGCGGAGGAAACGGAACGCGUGAAUCAAGCCAUUAACGAGCUAGCUCGCGUCGAACAUAACCAUGAAGAGGCUCAGCGCUGCUUGAGGGAGACGCGUUCUGAAAUAACUUCGCUGAAAAGACGUGUGGAAAAUGCCAAGUCAGUCAUCUCGCAGAUGGAGAGUGUCAGAAAUGAACUGUUGAAUGCAGAGGCUCAUGUCGACCAGUUGUGCACCAGCAGCGAGUUGAAAGAUACACGCGAGCAACUGCAACAUCUCUCCGAAGUUCGGAAGGCUACUGAACAAUCUUUGCUAACACUGGAUGAGAAAAUUGCAAUGUUGCAACAAAACUCCUCACAACGCCAGCAACUGGACGUCCUUAGGAAAGAUCGCGACAGCAAAUUCGAAUCAGCCCGCAAAAUACGCAGUCGACAUCUCGAGGCCUUAGAACAGGUCUUUGGAACCAAUUCCGUUCCUACAAUUAUCUCAGAAGUUGAUAUCGCAGUCGCACUUGAUCGCUCGAAGGGACGUGCCCAACAGACCACCACCAUUCAAGACAGACUACGUCAUUCCUUCUUGACCCGAUUGUCAUCACUGGAGCAGAGUACACGGGAGGCAAGAAAACGCCUUGCCAAAUAUGAACAAGAGAAGUCUGUGCUGGAGACGAAGACAAAGUUCACUCGAUCGCAACUACAAGGAAAGCAAAAACAAGCAGAUCAAAUGGCAGAACGCAUCCUCAGCGCAGCGGGUUCCGCUGAUUUGGAACAGUGCCUGUCGAGGUUACAACAGAGACGGAAACUUCUAGAAGAAGAAUGUGCGAAUGAACAGGGAAGUCUCUAUCUAUGGUGUAAAUUUCGGGAUCGUUUGGCACGUUCGGAUCCGGACUGUCCCGUCUGCCAUCGGCAGUUGUCAGACCGUUCAGAGCAGGACGAACUUCUGACCGAGAUGAACCAACGCAUCGAAUCAAUGCCCGGCGAAUUUGAGCGAAAAAAAGUUGAGCUUGCUCAGCUGGUGACGCAACAUGAGACGUUGCUGGAGCUCCGACCGAUCUACUCAGAACUUGAACACUUACGCAAAACAGAUAUCCCUGCUUUGGAGGCACAACUGAAUACAGAGCUGGAAAGCCUACAGACUGCUAGGGACAACAGCGAACAGGAGACUGCACGUCUGGAAGCAUGCCAUGCGGACGAAGCUUUAGCCAGAUCCAUUCAAGGCGACCUGGCUGUAUUCGAACGGAUGGAAAAUGAUAUCAUAGAACUCAGCGGAAAAAUUGCGCGACUGCAAGCAGAAAGUGGAGAGACCAUGGAAGGCACCGAGACCGUGGAUGCCCUCCAGGAAGAACGAAGAACACUCCGUGAUAAACAAAUUUCGGUGACUUCGGAAAUGACUAGACUACAGGAUCAUGUGCAGCAGUUGGACGAAGCUCAACGUGACGCAACUGAUACGGUGCAUCGAAUAAAGGAUAACUUACAUAAGUUGGAGCAGGAAAACCAAACUAAUCUGCGUCUUACUGAUGACAUCGCUCGCCUGAGUGACACCGAAAAACAGCUUCAGAAACGGCUUCAAGAACUGGAAUCACAUGAGCUUCCGAAAGCAAAGCAGGCGAGACACAUCGCCGUAAGUGAGAGGACUGCUGGUUCGGCAACCCGGGAGAAAGAACUUGAAGAAUCAGCAGAAAAGACCGGGAAAUUGCGCGACCUCAUCCGUCAAGUUGACCAAGCAUGUGCUGCUGUUUCUACAGCUUCGAAAGUUGGUUCAAAGCACAAGUUAGCUCAAGUUCAACAACAGUUGACGAAUCUUGAGCAAGCUAUUGCCCACUUGCAUGGAGUCGCGGAGCGAAACACGAAAGACCUGGAACUUGCUCGCCAGCAAGUGCAUGAGCACAAGAUUCGUCAGCGUGAGCUGACCGACUGUGUACAGUUGCGACAAUUGCGAAGCCAAAUGGGCCAGUUGACCUUGCGCAUCGAAGACCUCUCAAAUCGCCUCGCUUCAUGCCAUUCCGUUACUGGAACUGAUCAAGACCUCGUCAAAGAAACAAAGCGAUUGUCCUCAGAGGAAGAACGACUCCAAGCCGAGAAACAUGCGGUCACGAAUCAACUGGGUCAACUUACAGCAAAGUUGCAGUACCUCGAACGUGACCUGAAAGAGAAGUACGCCGAGUCGGACAGAGAAUACUUGGACAUGAUGUACCAGCUCAAGACCACGGAGCUAGCCUGUUCCGACCUCGAACGCUAUUACAACGCUCUGGAUAGAGCAAUCUUGGCUUAUCAUGCGGCGAAAAUGUCCGACCUUAACAAAAUUAUCCGCGAACUCUGGCGGAGUACUUAUCGAGGAAAUGAUAUUGACUACAUCGAGAUAUGCAGCGAGGAAGAAGCAGCGACUGCAGCUUCCAACGCUACACGCUCCCGUCGAACCUACAACUACCGUGUGGUGAUGGUCAAAGCCACUGGUGGCGUGGCUGCUCCCACCGCAUCAAGUCGAGCAGCGAAAUCGAAAUCGGUACAGUCAUAUGAGGCCCGUUUAGAUAUGCGCGGCCGUUGCUCAGCUGGGCAAAAAGUACUGGCUAGUCUAAUUAUCCGACUAGCUUUGGCGGAAGUUUUUUGUCUGCACUGCGGAGUUCUCGCACUGGAUGAACCGACGACGAACUUAGAUAGAGAGAACAUUGAAAGCCUGGCCUAUGCGUUGGUCGAAAUUAUCAAGAGCCGCAAACAACAGAAAAACUUUCAGCUGAUAGUAAUUACCCAUGAUGAAGAUUUCGUUGAAUUGUUGGGACGGUCGGACUUUGUAGAGCAUUUCUUUAUGCUUUCCCGCAAUACCCAGGGUCUAUCAGAAAUCCGGAAGGUGCCGAUCGAAGAACACUUCCACUAACCACCCUUCCAGCAGAGCUUCUGCUAAAAGCCUUUUCACCGUGUUAUUGUAUGCUUUUUCAUCAACAGAGCUCCCU